AAUGAACCCUUCCCUGUCUGUUUCCUGUUAAGGUAACUUGACACUCGUAGGUGAUCAACAAACCACAUCUCCUGCUGUGGCCUGUAUGUAAAUGUAUUGUACCUUAUUUUAAGAUCCUUUCCACUGAGUUAGUGUUCUCAAUACUGAAGUAAGAUAAAAACAAACCUUGCGGCUCUGAGUUUGGGCUUAUAUGUGCUAUAACUAGCCAUGUUAUUUUUCAAAACAGUUCAAAUAAAGAUAACACCUACAUUUGACUGGCCACAACAUCCGUCCUAAGUCUGUAGACUUUGUUUGACACAAAACCAUAUGCAUAUUUUUAAGGUGAACAGACAUUUCUAAAUAUGAGUUUCAUGACGCUGUAGUCUGCACCUGAUUCUUUACUGCGGUGAUGGUGUCCGUUCACUGUGCUCAUGAACCAUCAGCCAUGAGGGGUGGAGUGCAUGUCUCCUCAUUCUAGAACUCCACUGUUUGAUUGACAACAUCAGCUUCCUAGCAGAUGUUAUCAUGAACUAUCUUAUGUGCUGGAGUGUUCUAUUUGCUGCCCAAUUGAAUCCAGCAAUAUUGGAAAUCAAUGGCAAAUCAUUACAUGAACAUGAGGACAGCACUGGUUGGCCUAAGCCAGAGAUCUCUACCCAGCUGACAGUCAUGACAGUGAAGGACCAGGUUGAGUUGCAUUGUGACCUACAGCAUUGGUAUGAUGAGUGCCUUAUUAAUUCCAGUUCCCAACAGAGGCCUUUCAACGAGGGCCAGUCCAAAACAAAACCCUGCACUGUGACUGUGAGUGGGGCUCAGCUCCUGGUACCUAAAGCUGGCUACAAUACACUGAUCCAGAUCUCAUGUGGUUACUCUCGGAAUACAACCUGGAGAUACAGUGACAAUAUUACGGUGAUGGUUUUCAAUAUUAAUCUGCCCAUGAAGUACAUAGUCAUCUCAGUGGUUGGGAUUGGACUCACCAUCCUGCUCACUCUGUGUAUCCUUAUCUGGGGCUGCUACACCAUGCUGACUGCUUCAAGAAACAGAGCACCUCCACUUCCCUCCCAAAGUUAUCCAACUCAACAAACGGAUCAGCAAAGCACAGAAGUGGCUGAGGGAGACAAAGAGGUGAGACAAGAGCCUGAGGAUGAUCUGUGCUAUGCUACAGUGAGGUAUUCUAGCACUGUGAAGCGCUCACCACAGGUGCUCCGGUUUGAACAGAACUCUGAGUAUGCUUCAGUGAUCUUCAACUAACCAACACGGCGCCCUCUAAUGACCUUCAGUUGGCAACAUUCUAAUCAUAUAUUUGUGAUCAUACUCCUCAGUGGGUUAAUGAUCACAGCACAUUCCCUACCUGUGCAGAGGAAGGAGGACAGAACCUAGGAUAUCAUUACUAGCCAUUGAGACAAUACAAACAUACCAUAGACUGCUAAAACUAAAACAUUAUGAAUGUGAAAUGCUUGAAUUAAUUUCUAUUUGUAGAGGCAUUUUUUCCCCUGUUAUCGCCAGUUUGUUUUGUUGGUUUAUAAGCAGUACAAGACAGACCAUGACUCAUGUCUUAAAAUGUCAAUGCAUGUUUGUUUCUUUAAUUAAGUUCACUAAUUUUGAUUCAUCAGUUAAAACAAAGAUUGUAACUUAAUUAAAGACCUUAUUCAACAGUC
This is a messenger RNA of Clupea harengus (Atlantic herring), 1634 nucleotides long. RefSeq lists its product as uncharacterized. The record is from RefSeq and is a predicted model, not a curated record. The transcript has 10 exons. Bases 505 to 1227 code for a protein of 240 amino acids. Lineage: Eukaryota; Metazoa; Chordata; Actinopteri; Clupeiformes; Clupeidae.